Drepanopeziza brunnea f. sp. 'multigermtubi' MB_m1 is the source of this 288-nucleotide messenger RNA. RefSeq lists its product as uncharacterized. Gene Ontology annotation, biological process: mRNA splicing, via spliceosome; spliceosomal snRNP assembly. The record is from RefSeq and is a predicted model, not a curated record. Gene Ontology annotation, molecular function: RNA binding. NCBI's taxonomy places the organism in Eukaryota, Fungi, Ascomycota, Leotiomycetes, Helotiales, Drepanopezizaceae. Gene Ontology annotation, cellular component: U5 snRNP; precatalytic spliceosome; U2 snRNP.
AUGAACAGAGGCGGUGGAGGAGGCGGACGCAAGGUCCUUUUACCCCCCAUCAACUUCAUCUUCAAGCUCCUGCAGCAACGCUCGACGGUCCAAAUAUGGUUAUACGAGCAGCUGGCAAUCAGAAUUGAGGGCAAGAUCAGGGGUUUCGAUGAGUUUAUGAACCUCGUUAUCGACGAUGCGGUGGAAGUCAAGCAGGCAACGAAGACCAGCGCGGAGAGUAGGAGAGAUUUGGGACAAAUACUGCUCAAGGGAGACAAUGUUUCAUUGAUCCAGAGCUUGAACGGUUGA